GUAAUCUGACAUUUUAAAGAUUUUGCUCCCCAUGAAGAGGAAACAUUUCAAGGGAACCCGGGAUGUAAAAGAAGAAACCUUCCCGGGCAUCUCCAUGGAUGGCAUGCUGGUCCAUCCCUCACUGAGAAGACCAUGAUGUCUUCUAAUCUCUUGGGUGUUUCCACGUUCUCCAGCAAGAAUUCUUCCUCUUCAUUUUGUGCCAUGGGAAAAACCUGAAGGACAGGCACCCCUGAACUCUUGGCUUUUUCCACUGUUGCAGUGGCUCUUAGAGAACAUGACAAUUGGAGAUCACUUCCGUUUGCUGUCGUUCAGGGUAGAACCAAAGACUGUGCUUCCUCAUUCUCUAGUGCUUUGGCACCCGCUCGUUUUUAUAUUUAUUUCUGUUGCUUGUGCCUUCCAACCGCCUUAUAUAAUCACAAGACGUCCUUAAAGUUUCCAGCGUGACUUGCAUGCAUCCGGACUCCUCGGGGGCUCGCCCAUGGCUCGUUGGGCCAGCAGUCCAAGGGCAUUACCAUGAGGCACUGCAUUAAUUGCUGCAUACAGUUGUCACCCGACGACUCGCACAAACAGCGGGUCGGCUGCCGAGGAGGCCCGCAUCACAGUUGCCAAGAGUGCCCUGCAUGCAAAGGAGAAAACAAAAUUGUGUUUCGCGUGGACGGUAAGCAGAUGAACUUGCUUGCUGUUCUCGAAGUGAGGGCUGACGGGAACGAGAGCUGGGGUGGGUUUUUGCGCUUCAAGAAGGGGAAACGAUGUAGUCUCAUUUUUGGAUUGAUAAUAAUGAUCUUGGUGAUGGCGUCUUACAUCCUUUCUGGGGCCCACCAAGAGCUUCUGAUCUCAUCGCCUUUCCACUACGGAGCCUUCCCCAGCAAUCCCAGCUUGAUGGACGGUGAAAACCCGAGUGACAUGAAAGAGCAUCAUCACCAACCCUCUGUAAAUAAUAUUUCAUACGUGAAGGACUAUCCCAGCAUUAAAUUAAUUAUCAACAGCAUCACAGCCAGGAUAGAGUUCACGACCAGACAGCUCCCAGACGUAGAAGAUCUCAAGAAGCAGGAGCCGCAUAUGUUUUCGGUAAUCCCCAGUAAAUUUCUCCCAAGUAGUAAGAGCCCCUGUUGGUACGAGGAGUUCACGGGGAGGAACACCACCGACCCCUACCUGACCAACUCCUACGUGCUCUACUCCAAGCGCUUCCGCUCCACCUUUGACGCCCUGCGCAAGGCCUUCUGGGGCCACCUGUCCCACGCCAACGGGAAGCACUUCCGCCUCCGCUGCCUGCCCCACUUCUACAUCAUCGGGCAGCCCAAGUGCGGCACCACCGACCUCUACGACCGCCUCCGGCUGCACCCCGAGGUGAAGUUCUCGGCCAUCAAGGAGCCGCACUGGUGGACUCGGAAGCGGUUUGGAAUCGUCCGCCUGAGAGAUGGGCUGAGGGACCGCUACCCUGUGGAAGAUUAUCUGGACCUGUUUGACCUGGCCGCACACCAGAUUCAUCAAGGCCUGCAGGCUGGCUCUGCAAAGGAGCAGAGCAAGAUGAAUAGAAUCGUUAUUGGGGAGGCCAGUGCCUCCACCAUGUGGGAUAACAACGCCUGGGCGUUCUUCUAUGACAAUAGCACUGAUGGCGAGCCACCGUUUCUGACCCAGGACUUCAUCCACGCCUUCCAGCCAGACGCAAAACUGAUUGUCAUGCUCAGGGACCCUGUGGAAAGGUUGUACUCAGACUAUCUCUACUUUGCAAGUUCGAAUAAAUCUGCAGAUGACUUCCAUGAAAAAGUGACAGAAGCUCUGCAGCUGUUUGAAAAUUGCAUGCUCGAUUAUUCCUUGCGCGCCUGUGUCUACAACAACACCCUCAAUAAUGCCAUGCCUGUGAGGCUCCAGGUCGGGCUGUACGCCGUGUAUCUUCUGGACUGGCUCACUGUUUUUAAUAAAGAACAGUUCCUCGUUCUUCGCCUGGAGGACCACGCAUCCAACGUCAAGUACACCAUGCACAGGGUCUUCCAGUUUCUCAACCUUGGGCCCUUAAGUGAGAAGCAAGAGGCCUUGAUGACAAAGAGCCCCGCCUCCAACGUGCGGCGUCCCGAGGACCGGAACCUGGGGCCCAUGUGGCCGGUCACACAGAGGAUCCUGCAGGACUUCUAUGGGCCUUUCAACGUGAGGCUGGCACAGGUUCUCGCCGACGAGGCGUUCGCGUGGAAGACGACGUGA
Messenger RNA from Ceratotherium simum simum (southern white rhinoceros), 2199 nucleotides. It is a transcript of the gene CHST15, whose product is annotated as carbohydrate sulfotransferase 15. Lineage: Eukaryota; Metazoa; Chordata; Mammalia; Perissodactyla; Rhinocerotidae. The record is from RefSeq and is a predicted model, not a curated record. Gene Ontology annotation, molecular function: N-acetylgalactosamine 4-sulfate 6-O-sulfotransferase activity. Gene Ontology annotation, biological process: hexose biosynthetic process.